AUGCAUCACAACCGCCGAAAAUCCGGCCACGGCCACAACAGCUCCUCCACGACGGACGUUCGCCGGGCCGUCACAGCAACCGACCCCUCGGCAAGGCACAAAAGACCUAGCAUGACCAGGCGCCAUACACCUGUCGCGGCUCAGAAGCAAAGCCGCAGCCACCGUGACCGUGACCGUGACCGUGACCCCUACGACGCUUGGGACGACGAGAGAGAAAGCUUCCCGCAAUUCUGCAUGACUUGCGAGAAACAAUUUGUUCCUCAUGAUGACAAACACCUCUACUGCUCCGAGUCUUGCCGACGUGUCGAUCAGAGCUCAACCUGCAAGUCGCAGUCGCAGGCGUGCAAAUCCGCUCUCGGCAACCACCACCCAUACCACACAUACUACACGACGGAGAGUUUGGAACCUCGCGACAUUAUCCCUCGAGCCUCGCCAUCUCGUCCCAACUCGAUCCACUUCAGCCAGUCGCCGCCCGAGUCGCCGGGGACGCUAUCGACGAAUCACCACUCUCUCGCUCUCUCCGCUCUCCGAUCUCUCACCAUCGGCCCGCCAAGUCCACCGUCGCCCACAGCAAGCAACGGCAGCGGCAUCUGGCCGUUCAGCCGGAGCGCGGCCACCAGCCCCGCCGGGUCCUACCCGCGGCCCUGGGGGGCUUGCAUGUCGUCAACGUACGACGCUGGCCAUUACCAAUACGCCACGGGUGCUUACACCCACGACUCGGGCUCCGCCGGCUUGGAUCGGCCAUUGCCGAUCCGCCAUCCGGGGGCCUCUUCACGACCCAAAAGCAUCGAAUUAGUGACUCCGGUAUUGAGGCGGUAG
This is a messenger RNA of Ustilaginoidea virens, 819 nucleotides long. RefSeq lists its product as uncharacterized. NCBI's taxonomy places the organism in Eukaryota, Fungi, Ascomycota, Sordariomycetes, Hypocreales, Clavicipitaceae. The record is from RefSeq and is a predicted model, not a curated record. The transcript is spliced from 3 exons. Bases 1 to 819 code for a protein of 272 amino acids.